This is a messenger RNA of Phanerochaete carnosa HHB-10118-sp, 5757 nucleotides long. RefSeq lists its product as uncharacterized. Gene Ontology annotation, molecular function: ribonucleoside binding; DNA binding; DNA-directed RNA polymerase activity. The record is from RefSeq and is a predicted model, not a curated record. The coding region runs from base 56 to 3769 and encodes 1237 amino acids. The transcript has 19 exons. NCBI's taxonomy places the organism in Eukaryota, Fungi, Basidiomycota, Agaricomycetes, Polyporales, Phanerochaetaceae. Gene Ontology annotation, cellular component: RNA polymerase II, core complex. Gene Ontology annotation, biological process: DNA-templated transcription.
GAGCUGUUGGAUUCGCCAGUAACCUCGUUAAAUCGUCUGUGUCUACAUUGGCAGAAUGGCUGCGGUUUCGGCUGUGGACUUUGACCCUAUGCAGUCCUCGUAUAAUUAUGAAGACACCGGCUAUGAUAUGGAAGCGGAAGAAGAAGAGUAUGAAGAGAUUACGCAGGAGGACUGUUGGCACAUUAUUUCCAGCUUCUUCGACCAAAAGGGUCUUGUACGGCAGCAACUCGACUCCUUUGACGAGUUCGUGCAAAACACCAUGCAAGAGCUCGUAGACGAAAACGCGGAUCUCAUCUUGGACCAGGCCGACCAGCACACGGGUCACGAAGCAGACGUGACGCGACGAUAUGAGAUCAAGUUCGGCCAGAUCUACCUUUCGCGACCGACGGUUACAGAAGCGGACGGCUCUGUUGUGCCAAUAUUCCCGCAGGAGGCCAGGUUGCGGAACUUGACGUACUCGGCGCCGUUGUAUGUUGAAAUGAAGAAGAGGACACUAGUAGGGAGAGAGGACCCUGAUAGCACCACCGGAGACUUGGUUUGGGAGCAAGAACAUGAUGAGUCACCUGAGGACACGAGGAAGGUGUGGAUAGGAAAGGUCCCCAUUAUGCUGAGGUCAACAUUUUGUAUCCUCAACAAGUUGACGCAAGAGGAGCUCUUUGACUUGAAUGAAUGUCCCUAUGACUCUGGAGGAUAUUUUAUCAUCAACGGUUCCGAGAAGGUUCUCAUCGCUCAGGAGCGCAUGGCUACGAAUCAUGUCUACGUCUUCGCUAAGGCUCAGCCGUCGCCGAUCAGUUUUCUCGCUGAGAUUCGCAGUGCUGUCGAGAAGGGUGGCAAGACCAUCAGUCAGUUCCAAGUGAAGCUGUACCACAGAAACCAAGAACGCUCGUUGGGCAAUGUCAUGAAAGCAACUAUCCCUUAUAUCAAGGUCGACAUCCCCAUCUGGGUCGUUUUCCGCGCGCUUGGCGUCAUCUCUGACCGUGAUAUUCUUGAGCAUAUUUGCUACGACAUGCAGGAUGCGCAAAUGCUCGAAAUGCUCAAGCCUUGCAUCGACGAUGGUUUUGUCAUUCAGGACCGCGAGAUUGCCCUCGACUUCAUUGGGAAUCGAGGAACGACCACUGGUCUGAAUCGUGAGCGUCGUCUUCGAUAUGCGCAAGAAAUUUUGCAAAAGGAGAUGUUGCCGCAUAUCCAUAAGGCAUACUUCUUCGGUUACAUGAUUCACCGUCUGCUACUGGCAGCCCUGGAACGACGGGAUCUCGACGAUCGUGAUCACUUCGGAAAGAAACGUCUGGAUCUGGCAGGACCUCUGCUUGCAAACCUUUUCCGUAUGCUCUUCCGCAAGCUCACCCGCGACGUCUAUCGGUACUUGCAGAAGUGCGUCGAGACUCACAAGGAGUUCAAUCUUUCACUCGCCGUCAAACAUAACACGAUUACCAACGGUCUCAAGUACUCGUUGGCUACUGGUAACUGGGGAGACCAGAAAAAGUCCAUGUCCGCCAAAGCUGGUGUCUCGCAAGUGCUUAACAGAUACACUUACGCUUCCACUCUUUCCCACCUUCGUCGUUGUAACACUCCCCUCGGACGAGAAGGAAAGAUCGCGAAGCCCCGCCAGCUGCACAACACUCAUUGGGGCAUGGUCUGUCCCGCUGAGACGCCAGAAGGUCAGGCUUGCGGUCUGGUCAAGAACCUGUCUCUCAUGGCUUGCAUCUCUGUUGGCUCGCUUUCUGCUCCUGUCAUCGAGUUCUUGGAAGAGUGGGGUUUGGAGUCACUGGAGGAGAACGCGCACUCAACCACGCCGUGUACGAAGGUCUUCGUCAACGGUGUCUGGAUGGGCGUCCAUCGAGACCCAGCGAACUUAGUCAAAACUAUCAAGAAGCUCCGUCGAAAGGAUGAUAUCAGCCCCGAAGUCUCGGUCGUUCGAGAUAUCCGCGAGCGAGAACUGCGUCUCUAUACAGAUGCUGGACGCGUCUGCCGGCCGCUCUUCAUCGUCGAAAACAACCAGCUUACUCUGCGCAAGAAGCACAUUGAAUGGAUCGCUAGCGGAGUGCCGCAAUACGAUGACGCAGGGAGUCGGCUUCUGAAGGAAGAUGGCACGUACGACAAUCAACCCUAUGAGUGGAGCAACCUCGUUAAGGACGGUGUUAUUGAGCUGCUGGACGCGGAGGAAGAGGAGACUGUUAUGAUCUGCAUGACGCCAGAGGACCUCGAGAAUGCCCGGUUGCAGCAGGCCGGAAUCGACUCUCAUCGUGACGAGAGCGAAUUUGAUCCUUCCGCGCGGCUGAAGAACUUUUCGAUGGCGCAUCUGUGGACACACUGCGAGAUUCAUCCCAGCAUGAUCUUAGGGGUUUGCGCGAGUAUCAUUCCUUUCCCUGACCACAAUCAGUCUCCUCGUAACACCUACCAGUCGGCUAUGGGUAAGCAGGCUAUGGGCAUCUACCUCACAAACUUCCUCGUCCGCAUGGACACUAUGGCGAACAUCCUCUACUACCCUCAGAAGCCGCUGGCGACGACUCGUUCGAUGGAGUAUCUGAAGUUCCGAGAACUCCCUGCUGGACAGAAUGCGAUCGUCGCCAUUCUUUGCUAUAGCGGCUAUAACCAGGAAGACUCCGUCAUUAUGAACCAGAGCUCCAUUGAUCGUGGCCUCUUCCGGAGUAUGUACUACCGCAGCUAUAUGGAUCUCGAGAAGAAGAGCGGCGUACAGCAGCUCGAAGAGUUCGAGAAGCCGACCCGGGAUACUACUCUCCGUAUGAAGCACGGCACGUACGACAAGCUCGAAGACGACGGCCUUAUCGCGCCUGGCACCGGCGUCAACGGCGAGGAUAUCAUUAUUGGCAAGACCGCCCCCAUCCCACCGGACAGCGAAGAGCUUGGCCAGCGAACACGGACACAUACCAAGCGUGACGUAUCGACGCCGCUCAAGAGUACUGAGAGCGGCAUCAUCGACCAGGUGCUCAUCACGACGAACGCGGAAGGUCAAAAGUUUGUCAAAAUUCGUGUUCGGUCUACUCGUAUUCCCCAAAUCGGAGACAAGUUCGCUUCUCGUCACGGACAGAAGGGAACCAUUGGCAUCACUUAUCGCCAAGAGGACAUGCCGUUCACAGCGGAGGGUAUCACUCCUGACAUCGUCAUUAACCCUCACGCCAUUCCCUCACGCAUGACUAUCGGUCACUUGGUCGAGUGUCUGCUCUCGAAGGUCGCCACCAUCGUUGGAAAUGAGGGUGAUGCUACACCGUUCACUGAUCUCACCGUCGAGUCCGUCUCGCAGAUCCUUCGCGAGCAGGGCUACCAGUCCCGUGGCCUUGAAAUUAUGUACCACGGUCACACCGGCCGUAAGCUGCAGGCUCAGGUCUACUUUGGCCCGACAUACUACCAGCGUCUCAAGCACAUGGUUGAUGACAAGAUCCACUCGCGUGCGCGUGGCCCGGUACAAAUCCUCACCCGCCAGCCGGUCGAGGGUCGCAGUCGAGACGGUGGUCUUCGUUUCGGAGAGAUGGAGCGUGAUUGUAUGAUCUCGCACGGUGUAGCUGCGUUCUUGAAGGAGCGUCUGUUCGAGGCUAGCGACGCCUAUCGGUUACACGUCUGCGACAUCUGCGGUCUUACCGCGAUUGCUAAUCUUAAAAAGCAGACGUUCGAAUGUCGAUCGUGCAAAAACAAGACGGCAUGCUCGCAGCUUUACAUUCCGUACGCGGCGAAGUUGCUGUUCCAGGAGCUGCAAAGUAUGAACAUCGCAGCCCGUUUGUACACCGUAUCAACAGGGCGGAUACGAGAUUAGACCUUAAUGCAGAUGCUUUCGCUCGAUGUUUUGCUAUGUAUUUUACAAUUAUCCGUCCGUUCGAUUUCGAACUACUACGGGACAAUCAAUAUAUGGUGUGUAAUAAUCUAAACAUCCUUCAUCAGUCCCUCUCGUUCAUAUUCUUCGCCGUCGUGAUGUUGGUUGCGCCGCCUUUUCGCAGGAUCCUCGUCCUCGCUGAGCUCGUGCGCAUCCUCAUCACCAAUCUCGAAGACAACAGCGUCCUCCGCCAUCGAGCCCGGCCCACGGCCGACGAGCGUCGCAGUGUCGUCAUCAUCAUGCUGGAAAGGUCCAUUGGCUUCUGUUCGCCGUUCAAUCGCCUCGAGGUCGUAGUCUUCGGCAUCUUCCUCUUCUUGAGCGAGCUCGUCGAACAUCGCCAGUCGCCUGUUGUUUGGCGUGGGUCGCCACAGGUAACCGACCACGACAAAAUCAAUCAGGUAAAGGAGGGCGAGCCAGCCGUCGAGCAACCACCACUGGAACUUCCAUGAUCUGGCGCCGUAGUCUUCGGCAAGACGUCCAGAAAAUGUCAUCGACGAAACAACGAAGAAGAUAACGACCAUGAGAACCGUGAAGAGUAGGAGGCGGUAGAGACGCUGGAACAUCCCCAACUUGAAGCGUUGCUUCCUCGCAGCUAGUUGAUUGAUAGUAGCAUUAAGAGCGUAGAGGAUCCAAAGCAAGAAGCCGCUCAAAGUGAAAGCUAGAGGAAUGACGAAAAGGAGAAGCACAAAAGCAGAUGUCGACUCAAGCUCAAGCUCAACAAUUCCGAUAGCAUACAGCACUCCGAAGAUAAAGUGCGCUACAGCGAGCAGCUGGCAGCGAAUCAUCGUCUUGCCAAGAGACUCACGAACCACACUCAAACCAAGAGAAACGACCAGAAGCAGGAAGAACGAAAGUGCAUUACGCCCGGCAUCCAGAAUGGCCACGAUGAUGAGGAACGCCGUAGACGAUGUGCCCUUGCCGUGCGCAUUGAGGAAGCGGUAGUACGCCCAACUGGCAAGCAUUUCGACUACGAGGAAACCAAGAAGGCUAGAUAGAUAAUACUGAAUGGGGAGAAGAUCCUGCAGGUUUCUGUAGCAUUGCCAGGCCCAAACCCCUCCAAUGAUCGUGUACACGAUGAACAUGGUGAGGUAGAAAUCCACUUUCGGGUACUCAGCGGCGGAAAGUUUGCCGUUGAACUUAUUUUGGAAUAGAACAGUGCCUUGAUAUUUGGGAUGGAAGGGGACAUCUGUCGGAGCCUGCCUUGGUGAAUUGUUGUUAUCGCUGGAUUGCAGUACAGUAACGGGAACGAUUGCGACACAAUAAUACCCCGUCUUUCGUACGAGGUACUGGAUAGGUUCUUGAUAGUGGAGAAUGCCUGAAGGACUUUGAUUAAGAGGCUGAUCGUUUUGUCGCCUAGCAAACUGCUGCGGUAGACUCCUGGCGAACCGGCUGCCGCGCCUCCAGGGGGUGGUAUAAUCGUUAUCGGCGUCGGGAGGUGUCGGAUUGCCUUCGGGGUUAUCCCAGAAUCCACUGGAGGCAAUUUCUGUUGACUCAGAGACGUCUUCACGGUUGCCGGAGGAGAAGGCUACCCUAGCCGACCAGAAGCUUGUCUCGUUGAGCGACUUCCCCUCCGGUAGGUCGAUGAUGAAGCGGCCGAGUUGUGAGUUAUCGCAAAACCCCCCUCGGACAGCGUCAGAAGUGCAGACAUAUGUCUUCGGCAUGAAGUCGUCUUGUGAAGUGACUUUGCCUAGAUACGACAUGUCUUUCCAUUCGUAUAUUACCAUUGAUAGCUGCCCUUGGGACGUGCUAUCGAAUGUAACAUUUAUGAACGUAUUGCUCCCUCCCCACAUUCCAGAGCAUAUUUGGCGAUCGUAGUCAGCGUCAGACACAGGCACAUCGUAUCCUGCAGCUAGAGUUGAUGCAAGCAGAAGAGUGAGGGAUGUAGAGAGUAAUGAACUCCGAAGUCUGGGUAGCAGCAUGGCGAGUGCACC